Messenger RNA from Melitaea cinxia (Glanville fritillary), 312 nucleotides. RefSeq lists its product as uncharacterized. NCBI's taxonomy places the organism in Eukaryota, Metazoa, Arthropoda, Insecta, Lepidoptera, Nymphalidae. The transcript has a single exon. The record is from RefSeq and is a predicted model, not a curated record. Bases 1 to 312 code for a protein of 103 amino acids.
AUGGAAACAAAAGGCAGUCAAAAUAUUUUAACUACUAAUUUGGCGAAUAUUCCAAUUGCAGAAGAUGGUUAUAUUUACAUUGCCAUCAAAGGUUCCUUACAUGCAAAUGAUAGCUCAGUGUUUGGUUUAGGACAGGAAGAAAUAAAGGCAAUUAUUCAGAAAUUUCCAGGUUCUGGCUCAAAUGUUGUAAAUGGAGUGACAAUAAAGGCAAAUGCACUUCAAGCCAUUAAUGCUUUGUGUCAGUUGGGAUAUAAAGUUGUAUGUAGUACUGGAGAAGCUGAGAUUACAUGGACCCUUAAAAGAAAUAUUUAA